AUGGCUUCACUAUUCAGACCUCCCGAAUCCACUAAAGGCAACCCAAAUUCCCCAAGACUGAAACUACCUAUCCUAAGGAGUAAUCAGAUGAAUGAUAUGAAUAUAUAUUCAAUGUCUAAUGGUGGUUCUACAACAGCAUGUAGCCAUACCCCGGAACCGCUGAACUCUUCCACAUCGACACUUUUCUCUCAAAACCGACUUUAUUCGAGCGACUCUUCAAUGACUUUGAACACAAUGAAGAAGAGGCCAGCCCCACCAUCAUUGCCUUCAUUGAGUACAACCACACAAUCUAAGCACAAAACGCGACCCCAACUCGUACCCAUCGCCGACGUGCCUGACUCUAGGCAAAAUUUAGGGUUAAAAGAGCAUGUAAUAGUGGCGGAUGUGCUGUCUGGUAGUAAAGAAUUAACUCCUUCAUCAAUGGAAAGCCCCUUUUUACAUACAAAUACGUCUUCUCCCUAUCUCAGAAACGACCUGAACAAUUCGGUGGGAUCCGACUUUUCAAAUUUGAUAUCAGUUUAUGAACAAAGUCCAAGCCCAACUAAGCCAACUUGUGAGUCUGCAUUACCUUCGGAAUCAUAUAUCGACGUAAACAGUGUGCGAGAUGUUGAUCAACUGGACGAAAAUGGUUGGAAAUACACAAAUUUAAAAGAUAGAAUUGUGACACUAGGCAUUCUAGGAGAAGGGGCCGGUGGCUCAGUCUCCAAGUGUAAGCUGAAAAAUGGAUCCAAAGUGUUUGCUUUGAAAGUCAUAAACACAUUAAACACAGAUCCCGAGUAUCAGAAGCAAAUAUUUAGAGAAUUACAGUUUAAUAGAAGUUUCCAAUCUGAAUAUAUCGUACGAUAUUAUGGAAUGUUUACGGAUGAUGAAAAUUCUUCAAUAUAUAUAGCCAUGGAGUACAUGGGUGGCCGAUCGUUGGAUGCUAUUUACAAGAAUUUAUUAAGACGUGGUGGCAGGAUCAGUGAAAAAGUCCUCGGAAAAAUCGCAGAAGCAGUGCUAAGAGGACUGUCAUAUUUGCACGAGAAGAAGGUUAUUCAUAGAGAUAUUAAACCGCAAAACAUUCUAUUGAAUGAAAAAGGACAGGUGAAACUAUGUGAUUUUGGUGUCAGUGGAGAAGCAGUUAACUCACUGGCCACAACAUUCACGGGAACAUCGUUCUAUAUGGCUCCAGAAAGAAUCCAAGGCCAACCGUAUAGUGUCACAUCUGAUGUAUGGUCACUUGGAUUGACGAUUUUAGAGGUGGCAAAUGGUAAAUUUCCAUGCUCUUCAGAAAAGAUGGCAGCUAAUAUUGCUCCAUUCGAACUAUUGAUGUGGAUUUUAACGUUUACUCCUGAAUUAAAGGAUGAACCCGAAUCCAAUAUCUUGUGGAGUCCAUCAUUCAAAUCCUUCAUUGAUUAUUGCCUAAAAAAGGAUAGUCGUGAACGUCCGUCUCCAAGGCAAAUGAUUAAUCAUCCCUGGAUAAAGGGGCAAAUGAAGAAAAAGGUAAAUAUGGAAAAAUUUGUAGAGAAAUGUUGGGAAGAUUGA
Saccharomyces mikatae IFO 1815 is the source of this 1524-nucleotide messenger RNA. It is a transcript of the gene MKK1, whose product is annotated as mitogen-activated protein kinase kinase MKK1. The transcript has a single exon. The record is from RefSeq and is a predicted model, not a curated record. Gene Ontology annotation, molecular function: ATP binding; MAP kinase kinase activity. The coding region runs from base 1 to 1524 and encodes 507 amino acids. Gene Ontology annotation, biological process: regulation of fungal-type cell wall organization; protein phosphorylation; cell integrity MAPK cascade. NCBI's taxonomy places the organism in Eukaryota, Fungi, Ascomycota, Saccharomycetes, Saccharomycetales, Saccharomycetaceae.